ACUUGUUUCUCAUUCUUGUAUAAAUGCUUGAAGUCGGGAUCAAGACUUUAUCAUUAUUAAUUUAGCUUUUGUUGUGCAGAAACAAUAAACUUACCAAAAUGGCAUUGAAAAUUGCUGUCCUGUUCGUAUGUCUGGCCUACGCUAGCGCUGGAUACCUGGAACCAGCUGCUUCUUAUCACAGUGCUCCCUUGGCCUACAGCUCCUACCAAGCUCCAGCUGUGACUUAUUCCAGCCCAGCCUACAGCUACGGAUACGACCAUUCUGCCCGUCAUCUGGCCUACAGUGCUCCCAUUGCUCAUCAGACGUACGCCGCUGCGCCUGCUCUAACCUACGCUGCUGCUCCAGCCGUUUCCUAUGCACGUAGCUACGCCCCAGCUCUAUCCUACUCGGCUGCUCCAGCUUUGACCUAUUCGUCUGCUCCAGCCCUAUCGUACGCACGCAGCUACGCUCCAUCUCUGUCCUACUCCGCACCACUGGCCACCGCCAAGACCAUCGCCAUUGCCCAGCCAGCUGCCAUCGCUCAUUCUGCUCCCCUGCUAGCUACUAGUCCAGCCUUGACCUACGCUCCAGCUCAUGCCACCAGCUACACCAGCUCCUUCAUGAAGUACAACAGCCCUCUGAUCGCCUAUGCCUAUUAACUUGUUGAAACACAUUCUGUUGAAUAAAUUCCAAGUUUUAAGUGUAAAGAGUCAAUUUGUCUUAACCCGUACCAACAAAAAUACAUCUCACCCCCAGCGGCUACGUCAUGGGGUCAUCUGCCUCUUUUUCGCAAACAACGCAUAAUUUGGCGAUAAAUACAAUAAAAAAUCGCUUUCGGUUUCAGCACUCCAACCGUUCCGCUGAAAUGCGUGCGAAAAGCCAUUAUCCAUGGAUGAUUAUGAUCGCGCAUCGGACACACACAUCACACACAUGCCGCCGUCGCCACCCGAAACCGGUUCACCCAGUCCCCGAGUAGCACCCAAAGUGAAGAUGAUACGCUCAAUUUCCCACGGAGCUCUGCUGCUCGCUGAAUGGUAAUGAUCACCAAUUUUGAU
Messenger RNA from Aedes albopictus (Asian tiger mosquito), 1034 nucleotides. RefSeq names its product cuticle protein 16.5. The coding region runs from base 99 to 638 and encodes 179 amino acids. The record is from RefSeq and is a predicted model, not a curated record. The transcript is spliced from 2 exons. Lineage: Eukaryota; Metazoa; Arthropoda; Insecta; Diptera; Culicidae.